Messenger RNA from Anopheles coustani, 977 nucleotides. RefSeq names its product proteasome inhibitor PI31 subunit (gene PI31). The coding region runs from base 83 to 868 and encodes 261 amino acids. Gene Ontology annotation, biological process: proteasome-mediated ubiquitin-dependent protein catabolic process. The record is from RefSeq and is a predicted model, not a curated record. The transcript is spliced from 3 exons. Gene Ontology annotation, molecular function: proteasome binding; endopeptidase inhibitor activity. Lineage: Eukaryota; Metazoa; Arthropoda; Insecta; Diptera; Culicidae.
UUUUCGUAGUCUGCGGACGCUAAAACGUAGAAGUUUAUAAAAUUCGUCGCACUUGAGGGGUGCUUGAACAUUAUACACAAAAAUGGCCGAUCCAGAUUUGUAUGGACUCGAGAUGCUCUGGAAGCUGGAGAAAGGAAACGUGUCUACAAAGUCAGACCUGCUGAUAGUAUUCGUGCACUGGGUUUUGACCAAAAACAGUUUCCGUUGCGUCGGAGUAGGUGACGAUAAAACCCUAAAUGACGACAUCGAAAGAAGCGAACUGCUGCCGGAAGGAUGGAACGAAAGCCACGAGUCAUACAACCUCCGCUAUGCAAUUGGCACAGAGCUAUACAUUUUACAUGGCACAGUUUCGAAGGAUACGAUGAUUUGUAAUUUGUUGCAAGCCAAAACACUGAAUGUUUCGAAUAUUGCAUUCAAUCUUAAAGAGGCAGUUUGUGGAAUCAAUGGAGAUUCGAUCAAUACACUUCUGAAGGAUAUCAAUGCGCAAGUAUCGCUGGUGAAGAACAAUCUUCUUAAUCCAAUUGUUGGAGGGACUCCAACUACUGCCGGAACACAAACUGAGGCUCAGCAAGGGGCCAGUAGCAGUGUUCCCAGCAAUAUUCCUCCACCAGGAGGCAAUAGAGUUCAACAAAACCCAUAUUAUAUGCCUCCUCGUAUACCGGUUGGACGCGGAGACUUGGAUCCGCUGGGAAGAUUGGGUGGUGGAAUGCUACUGGAUGGGCCUCGAAACGCUUUUCCUAACUUCGGACCUGUGCCGCAACCAAGGCCUCGGUUUGAUCCGUUUGGACCAAACAUGAAUCGCUUUAACAGACCCGGCCCGGAUAAUGACCAUCUACCUCCACCAGGUUAUGACGAUAUGUUCAUGUAAUUAAACCAUCAACGUUCCUUUCAGUUUCAUUUCUCAUUCUUUCUGCGUAGCUCUUUCCCAAGCGAAGUCCCAAUUAAGGUUUAAUAAACGAUACAGAAGAACUGUUAGU